CACCUAUGUCAUCUCCACCUUCCACCACUAACCCCCCAGUCACCUCGCCCUCAUCCUUUACUUCACAUGGGAACACUUUUCAGCAUGUCCACAAGGCCACCACAGUGGUAAAGAACCUUAACUCCAGUAUGCCUGCGAGUAAGCCAGUACCAGAGAAAGGGAGACUGUUAAUGAGUGAAAUGAAACUGGGAGAUGUAAAAUCUAUUGCCAGCCUAAAGAAAUCUGGAUUGACAGCAGAUUUGACCAUUUCGAAUAAAAUAGUGGUGUUACCCACAGAGGAGGCCAAUUUGUCUGAUAUUGAUUACCUGGUACCCAUGCAUGAUGAGAAGGGAAGACCUAUAGCAGAGUGGAAGAGACAGGUGAUGGUACGACAGCUACAAACUCGUUUAUUUGAGCAGGAAACUCAGAGGAUGAAGGAGAAUGGUAGUAGAUGUGCAAAGAUGGAUAGUUGGAGAUAUUCCCAGGCUCACAAUGCCAUCCUGGGCCCAUUUGGAGAACUUCUAACAGAGGAUGACCUCAUUUAUCUGGAGAAACAAAUUGAGAAUGUGUCCAUGCAAAAAAACUCUGAAGGCUACGAAAUGGAACUUGCUCGUCUGGCCGAAGAUCUUCGAAACAAUCUCCCAGCACCCAUAGUCAACAUCACUGUCAACACCCAGUACAGAAACCUCUCAACACAGACUCACUUGCCUGUUUGGUGUAACCGUAUUUCAGGCAUUGUAAAGAGUAUGUCUCUGCUCAUGACCAACCUAACAGACCAGCCUUACUGCAAAAUGCCAAACACUGAGCUUGUAAAUGUCUUCUCCCAGGCUUCUGAGAGACAACCCCCAAACAGAGGCAGGAGGGAGAAAAUAGAAAAUGAGAUUCACCAGUUUGGCGUCUCAGUGAGGAAUCUAAAGUCCAACUUUGAGAAUCAGAAUGCUUCAUCAUUAGAAGGCUCAGGGAGCACAGAGUCAUUGUGUAAACAAGAGCUAGAGCCAGUAGAGAAUGCAUUGGAUGAGGUCCUUCAAGUAAAAAGACCUGAGGCUGACCAAAGCAUGAAUGAAUUGGGUAUAGACCUUAUUAACAUCAGCAAUGUAAUGGAAAGUACAACCCUGCGCAAGGAACGCAUUGUGGUCUUGUUCCUUGGUCACUGGAAGAAAUCAGCAUAUACUGUAACUGUGCGAAAUGCACAGAGGAAGCAAAGCGUUGAUUCACUGGAAAUAUCUAAGAAACCCAAGUGUGAACGUAAGAUUAGCUUGGAUGUUCCUCAAAAGACAACCAUGGAGAAUGGCAAAUUAGGACACUUCUUUAAGCAGAGAAGUGCUAUCAACAAGAUGAUUGGGAAUUGGAGAAGCAUGAUCUCAUUUGUCCCAUCACGGCAGAUCCGAAGACUAAACCGGCAACAGGCCAUUUACUCACCAGAGCAGUUCUUGCCUCGUGUGGAUGGAUCUCCUGUUGGCUAUGACACAUUGACUUUAGAUCUCUUCAUGCUUGGCUACUUUCACAUACUGGAGCUGGAUUUGCCACCAGAUGAGAGGAAAAUGAGACACCUUUUGUGCUUUGAAGUUUUUGACCAUGUGGGCCGCUUCACCUGGGAGACCGUUCGGGAUUUCCACAAGGCUGUAAUUCAGGACAUUGAGGCUGGGAACCGAGAAUGGAAGGAUGGAUUUGAAGACAUUAAAGUGACAUUUUUUAGAGAUAGAUCAGGUCAACCAGGGCUUGAAAACUCAGAACAGACACCCACGGUAGAAACUAGGCCUGUACCUAAAGUCGUUGUUCAAAUACCCACUCCAGACGAGGGUGAUGUCCCCAGAAACAGUACUGAUUUUACUAGUCUAAGCAAUGAAGAUAUAUGCAAAUAUAUUGACCGUAGUUUUGCUUUCUGGAAAGAAAAGGAGGCAGAGAUAUUUGAUUUUGAGGAAUGACAACAAGCUUUUUGAGGACACAAGCAUACAGACUUCACAUUUGCCGUAGUAUUGGGACCAAUAUUUAUACAG
Molecule: messenger RNA, 1976 nt
Organism: Triplophysa rosa
Lineage: Eukaryota; Metazoa; Chordata; Actinopteri; Cypriniformes; Nemacheilidae
Gene: espnla
Product: espin like a
Exons: 4
Coding region: 6-1904 (632 amino acids)
Biological process (GO): actin filament bundle assembly
Cellular component (GO): cytoplasm
Molecular function (GO): actin filament binding
Source: RefSeq, a predicted model, not a curated record